Equus quagga is the source of this 2275-nucleotide messenger RNA. It is a transcript of the gene LRP2BP, whose product is annotated as LRP2 binding protein. NCBI's taxonomy places the organism in Eukaryota, Metazoa, Chordata, Mammalia, Perissodactyla, Equidae. The transcript is spliced from 9 exons. Gene Ontology annotation, molecular function: protein binding. Bases 16 to 1062 code for a protein of 348 amino acids. The record is from RefSeq and is a predicted model, not a curated record.
CCUUGUGGAAACAGGAUGAAGUUGACCAGUGAAAACUUGCCCAAGAACCCCUUUUAUACCUCCCUGUCCCAGUAUGCUGCUAAGAACCCAAAAUUCUUCCAGUGGAGAAAGGAAAAGACUGAUCAUUACAGCCAUGCUAAUUUGGUGGAUAGAGCAUUGCAACUCUUGAAGGAAAGAAUAAGAAGAGGGGACGCUAUGGCGUAUUUCCUACGAGGUCAACUAUAUUUUGAAGAGGGAUGGUAUGAAGAAGCUUUAGAACAGUUCGAAGAAAUCAAGGAAAAGGAUCAUCAAGCAACUUACCAGCUAGGAGUAAUGUAUUAUGAUGGGCUGGGGACGACUCCAGACGCUGAAAAAGGAGUGGAAUAUAUGAAGAAAAUUGUUGAUUCUCCAUGUCCCAAAGCAAGACACUUACAAUUUGCAGCAGCUUACAACCUUGGAAGAGCGUAUUAUGAAGGAAAAGGCGUCAAACGAUCAGAGGAGGAUGCGGAAAGACUGUGGCUUUUUGCCGCAGACAAUGGAAAUCCAAAAGCUAGUGUGAAGGCUCAAAGUAUCCUAGGAUUGUAUUAUUCAACAAAAGAGCCUAAAGAAUUAGAAAAGGCAUUUUAUUGGCAUUCAGAAGCGUGUGGCAAUGGGAAUCUGGAGUCCCAGGGUGCACUUGGGCUCAUGUACUUUUACGGACAAGGCAUCCGCCAGGACACUGAAGCUGCCCUGCACUGCUUACGGGAGGCAGCGGAACGUGGAAAUGUCUACGCUCAAGGGAAUCUUGUGGAGUAUUACUUUAAGAUGAAAUUUUUCACAAAGUGUGUUGCAUUUUCCAAAAGGAUUGCCGACUACGAUGAGGUUCAUGACAUCCCCAUGAUAGCCAAGGUCACGGACUGUCUCCCGGAAUUCAUCAACAGAGGCAUGGCCAUGGCGUCCUUCUACCACGCACGCUGUCUUCAGCUUGGCUUGGGUAUCACAAAGGAUGAAGCAACAGCUAAACAGUAUUAUUCUAAAGCCUGUCGUCUGAAUCCUGCACUGGCAGAUGAACUUCACUCUUUAGUUAUUCGUCAAAGAAUUUAGACCAUAAUGCAUUGCAACAAAGAUCGUCCAUCCUAACACCUUAAAAGGUCUGAGAAAUGCUAAAUGCAGGAAUUUGACAUGUGACACGUGGUAAUGUGCUAUGCUUAAAAGUCUUCCGUGAAUCCAACAGAGGAUUUAAAAUUUCACUUCACUGUCAUUACCACAAAGCUGGUGCUCCUGGCACAGGUGAGCCCCUGCAACUACCACUGCCACAGACCACGGCGUCCACCUCGACCUGAGAGGGAGCCAGUCACUGACUCAAGAGAGUUGAAGAUUCCAGAUCAUUAAUUUAAAAAAAAAAAAAAAAAUCAAAACUUCUGUAAGAUUCCUGAUAGGUGAUGUCCCAUGAAAAAGUGAGAAUUUAUCUUAAAGAAACAUUGAGGAGUCAAAAUAGUUAUUUUUCUCAUUUCCAGUAUAAACUUAACAGCUGUAGUUUAAUUAUGUAUCAGAUGGACAUUUCCAGGAACUGUGUUAUGAUGAGCUGCUGGGGCUCAGUGACUUCCCACUGCUUCUCUCCUCUGAAUGUCUUUUCUACACCCCUACGAUGGACAAUGCUUAUCCACAUAGACGGCCAACUUUGUGUUUCUUCUCAAGUGUUAAAUAUCACUCUGGUUUGAAAAAAGGAUCAAAGAGCUAUAAUUAAAAGAAUCCCAAAGAUAAAACUUGGCUUACUAAUUUUUAAUCAUUUGUCUUUCAGAACUUAUGUUUCAUAUCAAGAACUUGGCAGGUAUGACUUAUCAAUGAUAUAAUAAACACCACUUUAAUAUGUAUAGUGUUUUUCUUUCAUGGGUUUCAGACUGAACUUCUGCCUAUUAAUUGUUCUGCUUUCAGCAUUCCUGAGGGUUAGGGAGGGGAAAGUGUUUCAUUAUUGCUGUAUAACAGAUGGUGAAACUCAAGAAGUUGAAGUGACGUACCCAUGGCCCACUAUUAACAACAAAACAAAACAUCUGUGCCCUGGAUCUCACCCAAUGCCCCUACUGGUCCACAAGAUGUAAUGAUAGACUCUGGUCCCUAAACUCCCCAAAGUAACUUCCCUCCCCUUUCUUUUUCCAUGUCUCAUUCCUGCCCAUCCUUCAAAGCUCAGCUCACACCCCGCCCCCAUGCAUCAUUUCAAGCACUAAUUUGGUUCUUCUAAUUCACUCUAAAAAUCCCAUUUUGUGGGGGGGGGGCCAGCCUGGUGGUGUAGUGGUUAACUUCGCAUGCUCCACUUUGG